Molecule: messenger RNA, 1826 nt
Organism: Jatropha curcas
Lineage: Eukaryota; Viridiplantae; Streptophyta; Magnoliopsida; Malpighiales; Euphorbiaceae
Product: transcription factor MYB105
Biological process (GO): regulation of DNA-templated transcription
Cellular component (GO): nucleus
Molecular function (GO): RNA polymerase II cis-regulatory region sequence-specific DNA binding; DNA-binding transcription factor activity, RNA polymerase II-specific
Source: RefSeq, a predicted model, not a curated record
CGUGGUUAACUACUUUGAACCUCUCUUCUUCUUUACUCUCUCUCUCUCUCUCUCUCUUGUAUAUGGAGUCAGUAGCUGGGUUAUUAGGUGUCUGUUUAAAGCACUAAUCUUUUUGCAGAUUUUGCUGUUUUAAGUUUCUUUUCCCACUGCAAGAGGGAUUUGUUUUUCUAUCCUUUCUCUUCUUCAAUUCAUUAUUAUUAUUUAUUUCUCUUUGUUUCUUUGUUUUUUCUUUAAAAAAAAAAAAAAAAAAGGGUUUUGCUUCUCAUAUCUUUAAGUUGCAGAGAGUAUGACUUUGUAACAGUUGUAUAACAGCAUCUGUCAGAGAGAAAUGAAGGCAUGGCUAGCAACAAGUGUGUUAUAUAUGCACCAUCAAAUGCCAUUUCUUGUUAUUCUUCUUCAUCUUCUCCUCCUUCUUCUUCCAGUUCUUCUGGUAUGGUUCUUGCUGACAUUGCUUCUCUCUCUCUCACUUGUAAUCAUGGAGGUGGAGGAGGAGUGACACAGCCCCCUGUCUCUUCUUCUUCCUCGUCUACACGCAGUGCUUGGGGUUUUCCUUUUAUGGAGAGUAAAGGUUGUGAUGAUUUUAGUGAUGGGUUUGGAGAGAAUAAUGAUACAACUAUUAUAAACGAUGACAAUAUCGACCCUAAUAAUGAAAAUAUGAUCAGCGGCAAAGAAACAGAUAGCAGUGGUCAGUCAAAGCUCUGUGCAAGAGGCCAUUGGAGACCUGCAGAAGAUACAAAGCUUAAAGAACUGGUUGCACUUUAUGGCCCUCAAAACUGGAAUCUUAUAGCAGAGAAGUUAGAGGGUAGAUCAGGUAAGAGCUGUAGAUUGAGAUGGUUUAACCAGUUGGAUCCAAGAAUAAAUAGAAGAGCAUUUACAGAAGAAGAAGAAGAAAGACUAAUGCAAGCUCAUAGACUUUAUGGAAACAAAUGGGCAAUGAUAGCCAGACUUUUCCCUGGAAGAACUGAUAAUGCAGUGAAAAACCAUUGGCAUGUUAUUAUGGCUAGAAAAUAUAGGGAACAAUCCACUGCUUACAGAAGAAGAAAGCUUAGCCAAUCGGUCUACAGAAGAAUAGAAGAAACUUCAACCACAACCACUACCACCACCACCACCACCUCCUUUAUUUCAAGAAACCCAGAACCGCAACCGCCACAGCCAUACUGUUUUACCAAUAUGUCUCCAUAUCCAAUUGGAAAUUUCAAUGUUGCUGAACAAGCAGGGUCAAGCAUACCUUUUGAUUUUUUUUCUGGUCCCAAGAGCAAUGACAUGAUGGGUAUGUUGAGGCAGAACAGAUCUUGGGAUAGGCCAAGUAAUAAUAAUAAUAUCGAACCCCACAAUAAUGUUAUUUCUCCUGGUUUCUUUACCCAACAACAAGACCCAUACAUAAUGGCAAUGCAACAGUCAAACUGCUACCAAAACCCUUAUUGUUCUUUCUCAUCAGAUUCAACAACAGCUCAAGCUUCUUCUCCGUCACUGCCAGAGAGCCAUUUUGAGACUAUUCCACCACCAUUCUUUGACUUUCUUGGAGUAGGAGCCACUUGACUCCUGUUACUGUUAUUGUUAUUAUUAUUGUAUGUGAGGUGAAGAAAGGGGGCUGUAGUUUAGAGGUAAAAAUUAGAACAGAAAGAAAAAAAAAAUUGGAUUUUUAGUUUAAUUAGGUAAGGUCUGCAUCAGUCUUCUUUAUGUUAUAUAUAUAUAUAUGUCUCACCACCAAUUUCUUUUCUCCUUGUAAGUUUGCAGUAAUCUCCUCCUUUUCUCUCACAUAGAUGAGACCUUGUCAAUUGGGGAAACAAAUAAUUCCUACUAUUAAAUUUAAUUUCUUUAAUCAA